Messenger RNA from Thamnophis sirtalis, 511 nucleotides. NCBI's taxonomy places the organism in Eukaryota, Metazoa, Chordata, Lepidosauria, Squamata, Natricidae. The record is from RefSeq and is a predicted model, not a curated record.
AAACCCUGCCUCCGAAAUCGACUCUCCUUGUCUGACGUCACCGAAGAGAUGUGGACAAACGAACAUCUGGCCGCCAUGGACCAGUUCCUGAAGGACGUCACCCAAACCAUGAUUGUAUUUUACGUCGACGAAUUCGCCGGCUUGAAAGUGGAGCCGGUCAUGCCUCACCAGGAGCAAAAACAGCUGGCCUACUUCAUCCGCCAGGAGAACGCCGAAAUUACGGAGGAGAACUUCCACGAAGUGGUGCAGUUCGGCUCGGUGCGCCGUCCGUACAUCGAUUCCCUGAUGCGAGUGCUCAACGCCGCCUAUCUGCCCCGCCUCUUCCGCAAAGGCGCCUGGCCGGAGAGCAUCAAAAACGAAUUUUUCUCCGAAAUUUAUCAUUUCAUGACCACCCUGACAGAUACCCACUUCAAGAUGAAGGGUCGCACCGUCCUUUACAUCCCAAUCGAAUCCUUCACCAUCACCCCCGAGAUGGCCCUGAAGGACAAGGCUGCGGUCCAACGCCUGGAGA